CGUGACAGUCUUGUGGUCUUUAGCACAUCACAAGCGAGUUGAGUUCUGAGACAGACCGCAGCAAUCAUUACUGGUGAUACUUAAGCCUAGCUUUCUUUGAAAUUUCUGAUAAAAAUAGAAUUAAACGUAUAUUUAUUCCAAUACGAGUACGAGAUCUGUAAUGUCAGUGACUCAUAGAGUCAUUUUGACAUGGGGAGGGGGGGAUAUAUACAUAGCGGUAAAUAAAUGAUAUAACAUGGUUCACUUUUUGUGAGGUGGGGGAGGGGGGGCGCAGAAUUUUUCUUUCGCCUAGGGCGCAACACAGCCUAGCGCCGGCCCUGCAAACUCCAUCACACUCUCGAAAGGGGGUGUCGCUAACAUCCCUUCCCCAGCAAUAUCGGGCAAAGUCGAAGUCGAUGGCACUCGUGCGAAGCUCCCACAGUCCAGUAGGAGCAGGUCUGAGAGCAGUGAGUGACUUGAAGUGGAUGACGUGGCGCUUAAGGUUCAGAACAAAUAACGGGUGAAAAUAAGUGUUGGCAUCUUGUCUUUGGGUAGAAAGGAGGUCCCGCAUACGGUCUGUACACACGAUUUCGUAAAAGGACAACAGCGACACAGGAUUCACCUACAUUCGUCUUCCACAAGACAGCUGACAGUAAACCAUGACAUCUCUACUGGAAAUGCUCGACAUCAACACAGGCCUUGCUUUAGGCGUUGCCGUGUUGUCGUUGUUGUGGUGGUUUUCCGUCAGACGACCUGCAGGUGCACCUCCAGGACCUUGGCUGGCUGUACCACUGCUGGGUCACCUGCUGCUGCUGAUGAAGAAAGAUACUAGGCAGCAGUUCGCAGCAUGGCGACGACAGUACGGUGACGUGUUCAGUCUGUACCUGGGCAGCCAGCUAUUGGUGGUGCUCAACGGCUACAAGGUCCUCAAGGAGGCGUUGGUAAACAACGCCGACGUCUUCUCCGACAGGCCAUUUGCUUCUUUUGAAAAUAUAAUAACCGACAGCAAAGGCGUUUUUGACACGUCUGGUCCUGUGUGGAAAGCCCAAAGAAAGGUUUCUACACAGAUUCUACGUGAGCUAGGGAUGGGCAAAAACGUCCUGGCGGCAAAGAUUGAGGAGGAGGUCAAAGAGUACAUCAGGGUCAUAUCCGAGAGCCAGGGACAGCCGCUGGAUCUGGCCCACUUGACCCAAGCUAGCGUGUCCAACAACAUCUGCUCCAUCGUCUUAGGCAAACGCUUCGAGUAUGACGACGAUGUCUUUGGAAACAUCCUUAGGUUGAUGGAUGCCAUUAUUAACGAUGCUGGGGCGGGUGCCGUAGUCUCUAGCAUGCCUUUUCUGCGACACCUGCCUGGAGAUUUCUUUAAGGCGAACCGCUUUGUGGACAACAUGCGGCUUGCGUUGCAAAAGUUUAUUAAACCUUUUGUAGACGAGCACAACAGCAGGUUUGAGGAGGGUUCAUACGACGACUUUAUUGGCGCCUACAUCAGAGAAAUACAUCAUCAUCGCAACAGUCAGUCAGGAUCACCUCAUAUCAACGAUGUUAAUCUCCUGAAGUUAGUCUUCGACAUCUUAAUAGCUGGCUCGGAGACGACCUCUACAGCUAUCCUGUGGGCUCUGGUUUACUUUCUUCACCACCCUGACGUGCAGGACAAGUGCUACGAGGAGAUCCACAGAGUUGUCGGCACAGAGCGAGCGCCCACCAUGCAGGAUAGACCGCAGUUAGUUUACAUGGAGGCUGUCAUCAUGGAGGUUCUUCGUUAUGGCAACGUUGUGCCACUAAAUGUGGUACAUUCCACCCCAUGUGACGUGGAGUUUGGCGGAUACACGAUCCCUAAGGGCACUGUAGUCAUCCCCAACCUGGAUUCUGUAAUGAGAGAUCCGGAGACCUGGGGUGACCCCGACAGAUUCCGACCUGAACGUUUCAUUGGAGAGGACGGCAAACUGUGGAGACCUGAAGAGUUAAUUCCCUUCUCUAUGGGUCGGCGCAUCUGCUUGGGUGAAACGAUGGCUCGAAUGGAAUUACUUCUUUACAUUUCAACAAUGGUGCAACACUUUCGAUUCCUACCUCCGGAAACUGGAGAGCUGCCAUCUUUGCAAGGCCUGCUUGGAGCAACCUAUUCCCCUAAACAUUUCAAAGUUCGAUCAGUGCCUAGGAAAUGUCUGAAAAAGGAAACAUCGGAAUGAAGUCAGCAAUGGAGAGGAUGGGAGUAUCUGAGGGCAGUGGACAUUGCUGCAGUAAAUCAGCGUGGGACAGUCUCAGCGAUUUUUUACCUGUUCUUUUUAUGUUACACUUAGCAAACACAGAUUGUUGACCCAGGAAGGCCCAUCAAACGCUUUCGGCGUCAAUUAAUGGUCAAAUUUUGUCAGGGUUUAACAUGAUCUGUGUAGAGCAUACUAAAAGAUAAUUUUAAACAUUUUGUAGGCCAAUUUUUGGUUAAAUUUCAUUUUACUAUACGAUUGCACUCAUCAGUUUUUUUCUCAGUAGAAACCGAGUUAUAGACUUGUGAUUAUCGUACUACACAACUAGGAAUACUGCAACAGUCAUCGUCAUUAGAAGCAUCAGCCUCGUUAAGACUGGUACUGCAUGAGUCUGUCUCAGACUGCUUGUACUACAGCAAAACACUUCCGUAGGGGAAGCUGUGUUCUCACUUGUCCUCUUACCUCUGCGUUGUUAGCUUCUUUUUCUUUCAUCCAGUCUUCUCUUGGUUUUUUCUUUUUUAUAAUUGUUGUCACCUUUCUUUUUAUUGUACUAAUUCGCAUUUUUUCACUCUCACUUGUGUCACUUUCGUGUCUCUGUCACAUCAGCAUGCACCAAGGUCCUGACACUGACAGACGACAAUGUCACAGUCGAUGUGGAGUUUCCAUGAAAUGCUUACUGUCUCCUUGUCUUGCUUUAAUGAUUGUGUUGCUUCAUCCAUUAAUUGGGACACUUUGAGCUUGGCCCUCUUGAGUGGUUGUGACAGAACUCCACCAACAAUUCUACAGGUGUGUCUAACGAUUUUACAGGUUUGUUAAACGAUUCUAGAAGGUUCUAUAUAGGUCUGUGUGUGACAAAUGAAUUCCUUGUGACAAAGUUAUGGGAGAAUUGAGUAAAGCUUCUUAAAAACCCAAUCAAUGGCAAACUUUUGAAAGGGUCCAACAUGAUGUGUGUGUAGGGUACACUAAAUGAUAUUUUUAACAGUUUGUGGGCCAAGAUUUGUCUGGAUUUCAAUCUAUUACACUAUUUUUAUUUUUUUAUUUAUUUUUUUUUUGCCACAGAAAAUGUUUCCGUAUAUCUUGUAUCAUAAGAUUCUUCAAAUUUGUAAUGCAGCUUUAAAGUGCUUACUAUUGCGCUAUUGCUUUUUUUGGUAUUAAAAUAUUCUAAUGAAAUGUUCAUUCACCAAUAUGACUUAAAACAUUUGUAAUCCGUUGGUCAGUUUUAAUUACAGUAGGUUAGUUUUCAGGGUUUACUUUUAGUGACUAUACAUUCUUGAUUUUUCUGUUUAUCUGCUUACAAGACAAUGUAAACCAUGAUGAACUAUGAAUAAUGCUACAUUAAGUUUGUGUUGAGGGCUGACAAUGGUCACAUUCUCGACCCACACCAUGGAGAUGUUUUACUUAUUAUUUAUUUCGAUCUUCUUUGCUUCAGGAAUAUUAGAGGAGAAAAACAACUUAUGUCGGUAAAAUACUGUGAGUUGAUACUUAUGUUGAGAUAGUUUCAAGCUGGUGUGUACAAAUAUAGGUGCAGUUUAACUCUUAAUGCCUGAAGUCAUGUGCAUGGAAUUAGUUUUUCCUGUGUAAUAUUGUUAUGAUUUCUGGAUAGAUGCUGGACAUUUUUUCUUGCUAUUUCAAUAAUACAUUUAUUCCUCAGCAAAUCAA
Pomacea canaliculata is the source of this 3839-nucleotide messenger RNA. Its product is annotated as cytochrome P450 2U1-like. Gene Ontology annotation, cellular component: cytoplasm; intracellular membrane-bounded organelle. The record is from RefSeq and is a predicted model, not a curated record. Bases 639 to 2165 code for a protein of 508 amino acids. The transcript is spliced from 6 exons. Lineage: Eukaryota; Metazoa; Mollusca; Gastropoda; Architaenioglossa; Ampullariidae. Gene Ontology annotation, biological process: xenobiotic metabolic process. Gene Ontology annotation, molecular function: heme binding; oxidoreductase activity, acting on paired donors, with incorporation or reduction of molecular oxygen, reduced flavin or flavoprotein as one donor, and incorporation of one atom of oxygen; iron ion binding.